Eptesicus fuscus (big brown bat) is the source of this 3447-nucleotide messenger RNA. It is a transcript of the gene CC2D1B, whose product is annotated as coiled-coil and C2 domain containing 1B. Gene Ontology annotation, cellular component: nucleus. Lineage: Eukaryota; Metazoa; Chordata; Mammalia; Chiroptera; Vespertilionidae. The record is from RefSeq and is a predicted model, not a curated record. The transcript is spliced from 25 exons. Gene Ontology annotation, molecular function: DNA-binding transcription repressor activity, RNA polymerase II-specific; RNA polymerase II cis-regulatory region sequence-specific DNA binding. Gene Ontology annotation, biological process: regulation of transcription by RNA polymerase II. Bases 154 to 2715 code for a protein of 853 amino acids.
CGUGUUCGGGCGCGAGCGUCUCCGUGGGGGAACUUCCUGUCACGGCUGCCGCGGCCGCCGCCCGGGGGCCACGGGAGUCCCGGGCGGUGCGGGGCGAGAGCAGGCCCGGGUCGGUUCCGGAUUCGCCGCGAGACAGGUAUCUCGGCUGCCAAGAUGCCAGGGCCAAGACCUCGGAAGGGCCCUCAGGCCAGGGGUCAGGGUGUGGCAGCUGCCAAGCAGCUGGGGCUCUUUGUGGAGUUCAGCCCCGAGGACAUGCUGCUGGGGGUGGAGGAGACUGAAGAUGAUGGGGACCUGGAGGCGGAGCUGCUGGCCCUCACUGGGGAAGCAGGGACCACAGGCAGGAAGCCAGCCCCCAAAGGGAAGGCGCCCUUACCUAUGGCCCACAUCGAGAAGUUGGCAGCGGACUGUAUGCGGGAUGUGGAGGAGGAGGAGGAGGAGGAGGAGGAAGACGGGCUGGAGGACGAUACAGACUUGCUGACUGAGCUGCAAGAGGUCCUGGGUGCAGAUGGGGAAGCUGGGUCCCUGCAUGGCGAUGAGACAGCCAUCAUGGGUAGCUCUGAGGAUGAAAAGGGACAGGAAAACAUUGAACCUCCAGGGCAGACACCUCUCCUAACAGCCUCAGUCCCAGCAGCUCAGGCUGGAGGGCCUCAGGGGCUGCAGGCUCUGCUGGAAGAUCGGAUCCGCAAUUACCGGGAGGCUGCGGCCAGCGCCAAGGAGGCAGGUGAAGCAGCCAAAACCAGGCGCUGUGAGCGUGGCCUGAAGACCCUAGAGUCCCAGCUGGCUGCUGUGAGGAAAGGCAGGACGAUCAACGAGGAGGAGAUCCCACCUCCAGUGGCCUUGGGCAAGAAAUCCCCGGCCCCUCAGGAAACAACCAACAGGAGCCCUGAUGCAGACCUUCCCGUUCCCCCCACCACGUCGCCAGACAACCCUUCUCAGCCUGAGACGAGCUUGGGCGGCCCUGGCACAUCUGCCCCACCCGGUUCAGACCCAGACCCCCGGGCCCUGUUGUUGGCCCGACAGAGGGAGUACAAAGUGGCUGCCCUGAGUGCCAAGCGGGCUGGAGACCUGGACCGUGCCCGAGAGCUCAUGAGGAUUGGGAAGAGAUUCGGUGCCGUCCUGGAGGCCCUGGAGAAGGGGCAGCCUGUGGACCUGAGUGCCAUGCCCCCAGCACCUGAGGACCUGAAGCCCCUCCCACAGGCUUCCAAGGCCCUCACAGCACCCACAGUCAUACCCCCAGCAGUGGAGCGAGUGCAGCCAGUGAUGGCCCCUGACACCCCAGCAACCCCAGUGGCCCUUGCUGAGCCACAGACGGUGCUGGACGCCCUGCAGCAGAGGCUGAACAAGUACCGUGAGGCAGGCAUCCAGGCCCGGGCCAGUGGGGAUGAGCGCAAGGCCCGGAUGCACGAGCGCAUUGCCAAGCAAUAUCAAGAUGCCAUUCGAGCGCACCGAGCAGGACGCAAAGUUGAUUUUGCUGAGUUGCCGGUUCCUCCAGGAUUCCCCCCCAUCCCUGGUCUGGAGCCCAUCACAGGCAUUGAGGCGGAUGCAGUAGCAGCUGCUUUAGCAGCUGCCCAGAAACUGGCCUCUGAGGAAACAGCCCCAGCAGAGGAAGAUGGGGAUGAGGAUGAGGAUGAGCCUCCAACCCAGGCCCCAGUAUCUAAGAAGCCUCUGGUAUCUUCCUCCCGGGCCCUGCCUGAGCCCAAGGCCUCGAGUUCUAAGGAGUCACUGAGUCCCUCUGUGCGGGAGCAGCUGGCACUGCUAGAGGCUCGCAAACUGCAGUACCAGCGGGCAGCCCUGCAGGCCAAGCGUGGCCAGGACCUGGAACAGGCCAAAGCUCACCUGCGGCUGGCCAAACGCCUCGAGGCUCAGAUCACCCAGGUCCGAGCCGGCAGACCUGUGGACCUCGCCAAGGUGCCUUCACCCUUGACGGAUGAGGAGGGUGACUUUAUCCUCAUUCACCAUGAAGACCUGCGCCUCUCCCAGAAGGCCGAGGAAGUGUACGCCCAGCUACAAAAAAUGCUUCUGGAGCAACACGAGAAGUGUGUGCUGUUCUCCAAGCAGUUCAUGCACCAAGGCAAUGUGGCCGAGACUACCCGGUUUGAGAAGCUCGCUCAGGACCGCAAGAAGCAGCUUGAGAUCCUACAGCUGGCCCAGGCGCAGGGCCUUGACCCUCCUAGCCACCACUUUGAGUCAAAGACAUUCCAGACUGUGAGGAUCUUCUCGGAACUCAACAGCACAGAAAUGCAUCUGAUCAUUGUCCGGGGAAUGAACCUCCCAGCUCCUCCAGGGGUGACCCCUGAUGACUUGGAUGCUUUUGUGCGGUUUGAGUUCCACUACCCUAACUCGGACCAGGCUCAAAAAAGCAAAACAGCCGUGGUGAAGAACACCAACUCUCCAGAAUAUGAUCAGCUCUUCAAAUUAAACAUCAACCGAAAUCACCGGGGCUUCAGAAGGGUGAUCCAAAGCAAAGGAAUCAAGUUUGAAAUUUUCCACAAAGGAUCCUUCUUCAGAAGUGACAAGCUGGUCGGCACAGCCCACCUGAAACUGGAGCGGCUGGAGAAUGAGUGUGAGAUCAGAGAGAUUUUGGAGGUCCUGGAUGGAAGGAAGCCCACUGGGGGCAAGCUGGAGGUGAAGGUGAGGCUGCGGGAGCCUCUGAGUGGCCAGGACAUACAGAUGGUCACCGAGAACUGGCUGGUCCUGGAGCCUAGGGGCCUGUGAGUUUAGACUUACUUCCUGUGCUUUGUGCCUGUGCUUCAGACAGUCAGCGCUGGGAGCGGAGUCAGGCCAGCGGCUGUGUGCAGAAGCAUACUUUGCCCAGCUUUGCUGGCUACAGAAGCCUUUGUACAUAGGGAGCGAGAUGCUGCUACACAAACACCAAAGACCUGUACGUACGUGCAUUACUGACCACGGCCCUGGUCCCUCCUGUUGCUGGCCCCUUCCUAGGCCUCCACACCAAAGCAGGCUGGAUUCCAGGAGGCUGCUUCCCCUUCCCUCUGGGCAAAAGCAAGGAAACCCUCAUUGCUCUGUGCCAUGGAGUCUUGCAGCCCCUGAACCCCUGUGUAGCAACUGUGUGCAGCUUACCCUAGCCCCUAGUUGCAACAUUUCUGAAUGUGCCUUUAAAAAAUAUAACUGUAGAGGAUGGGAGAACCGAGAGUGAUUGGAAACUCCCCUGCUUGGGGUGGUGCAGGUUCCGUGACUCGGUUGUCAGUGGCGGCUGUGCCACAGCUCGGUUUCCGCCCGCUCUGCCUGUGCCUUGUUUCCUGACAGCUGCUGCACUAGCUCCCUGCUCCCCAAGCUCUCAGUGGAGGGAGGAAGUUGUGUUUUGGACUAUAGGGUGGGAAGUAGGCAAGGCUGUACCUUGGGUUCGGUCUGAGAACCUAACACAAAAAGACUGCUAACUGGGGGGAUACAAAAAUUUAUGUACCUUUUUAAUAAACUACGUCUAAUUCA